Dioscorea cayenensis subsp. rotundata (Guinea yam) is the source of this 1582-nucleotide messenger RNA. Its product is annotated as 60S ribosomal protein L4-like. The record is from RefSeq and is a predicted model, not a curated record. Gene Ontology annotation, cellular component: ribosome; cytosolic large ribosomal subunit. Bases 75 to 1292 code for a protein of 405 amino acids. Gene Ontology annotation, biological process: translation. Gene Ontology annotation, molecular function: structural constituent of ribosome; RNA binding. The transcript has 2 exons. Lineage: Eukaryota; Viridiplantae; Streptophyta; Magnoliopsida; Dioscoreales; Dioscoreaceae.
CUUUCGUCUUUCGAGCUAGUUAAACCCUAGCUCGGAUCUCGCGGUUGCUCCAACUCUCAUCUUCCCCAUCUCCAAUGGCGGCAGUUCGGCCCCUGGUCACUGUUCAAGCCUUAGAGGGCGAUAUGACCACCGAUGCCAGCUCCUCCAUCCCCCUCCCGGAUGUGCUAAAGGCUCCGAUCCGCCCUGACGUUGUCCGCUUCGUUCACGCAGGCCUCUCCUCCAACCACCGCCAGCCAUACGCCGUCUCCAAGCGUGCUGGACACCAGACCUCCGCCGAGUCCUGGGGUACCGGCCGCGCAGUCUCCCGUAUUCCCCGCGUUCCUGGUGGCGGCACCCACCGCGCUGGCCAGGGUGCGUUCGGCAACAUGUGCCGUGGAGGUCGAAUGUUCGCUCCAACCAAGAUCUGGCGCCGCUGGCACCGCCGCGUCAACAUCACCCAGCGCCGCCUCGCCGUCGCCUCCGCUCUUGCUGCCUCCACUAUCCCCUCCCUUGUUGCCGCUCGCGGUCAUCGCAUCGAAUCCGUUCCUGAGCUUCCCCUCGUCAUCUCCGAUUCCUCUGAAUCCAUCGAGAAAACCACCUCCGCCCUCAAAAUCCUUAAACUGGUCGGCGCCUCUCCUGAUGCCGAGAAAGCCAAACAAUCCAACUCGAUCCGUUCUGGAAAGGGUAAGAUGCGCAAUCGCCACUAUGUCUCCCGCAAAGGUCCUCUCGUCGUGUACGGCACCGAGGGUUCUAAGAUCGUCAAAGCCUUCCGUAACAUUCCCGGUGUCGAUGUUGCCAACGUUGAGCGCCUCAAUCUACUGAAGCUCGCGCCUGGUGGGCAUCUUGGCAGGUUCAUCAUCUGGACGAAAUCCGCAUUUGAGAAGCUGGACUCGGUUUUCGGGAUGCUCGAUAAGCCAUCAGAGAAGAAGAAGGGAUGGGUGCUGCCGCAACCAAAGAUGGCGAAUGCUGAUCUCGGAAGGAUCAUCAAUUCAGACGAAGUGCAAUCAGUAGUAAGACCGAUUGACAAGACUGUCAAGCGCCCUUCGCUAAAGAAGAACCCAUUGAAGAACCUGAAUGCUAUGUUGAAACUGAAUCCGUAUGCCAAAACCGCGAGGAGAAUGGCUUUGCUUGCUGAGGCACAGCGCGUCAAGGUCAAGAAGGAAAAACUAGAUAAGAAGAGAACUCAGCUAUCAAAGGAGGAUGCUGCCGCAAUCAAGGUUGCCGGAAAGGCAUGGUAUAAGACUAUGGUUUCAGACAGUGACUACACUGAGUUUGACAACUUCACAAAGUGGCUUGGUGUUACCAGUAAUUAAACUAAACCCUUUUGGUAGUGGCUGUUAUUUUUUUUAUUUUGCUUGGACAUUAGUCACAAGAUUUUUUAUCGGCUGAAUAACUUGUUAAACUGUGCCGAUUGGUUAGAUCUACGGGCAUAUAGUAUAAUUAUUUGAUAGGGGUCAUGAGAUUUGGCUUUGAGCAACUAUGCUAAUGUUAUUGCCCCUGCUAGAAUUUUUUUGUUUCCUAGUAUGGCCAGAGUCGUUAUUGCUUUGAUUCGUUUCUUCAGUUUUGAUUAUACAAUGUUCUAAUGAGUAUGUUAUAUGCAUGA